Molecule: messenger RNA, 1011 nt
Organism: Dicrocoelium dendriticum
Lineage: Eukaryota; Metazoa; Platyhelminthes; Trematoda; Plagiorchiida; Dicrocoeliidae
Source: the annotation of a GenBank genome assembly
AUGCAGUGUUUGCGCAGUAAUUUUAACUACACUCUCACUUCAUUGGGACAUUUAAACGAAGUUGCGGUGAAAAUGGAAAACAUCUACUCGAAGCACCCCCAAUUGCACUUUGAGCACAAAGUUUACCGGAUGCUCGCUGGCGCUGUGGGCAUACCACAAACAAAGUGGUAUGGGGCGACACGAACCUACUGGGUUCUGGUCAUGGAUCUUUUGGGGCCCAGUCUCGAGGACCUCUUCACUUUCUGCUGCCGUCGGUUCACAUUGAAAACGGUGCUUAUGCUUGCCGAUCAAAUGCUUGCCCGGAUCGAACACGUUCACAACAAGAAUUUGAUACACCGGGACAUUAAGCCAGAUAACUUUCUCAUGGGCAUCGGAAGACAUUGCAACAAGGUGUACAUGAUUGAUUUCGGGUUGGCGAAGCGUUUCCGAGAUCCCCGAACAAAUCGCCACAUCGCAUACCGAGAGGAUAAAAAUCUUACAGGUACCGCGCGCUACGCUAGCAUCAACGCCCAUCUCGGGAUUGAACAAUCCCGUCGUGAUGACCUGGAAUCUCUAGGCUAUGUGCUGAUGUACUUCAACCGAGGGUCGCUUCCUUGGCAAGGCUUAAGGGCAAAUACCAAACGUCAGAAAUACGAGAAAAUAAGCGAAAAGAAAAUGGCCACUACAGUGGAUGCUCUAUGCAAAGGCUUUCCUUCUGAAUUCUCCAUGUACCUGAACUACUGCAGAGGCUUGAGAUUUGAGGAAGUUCCGGAUUACAUGUAUCUUCGACAGCUUUUCCGCAUCCUAUUUCGCACACUAAGUCACCAGUUCGAUUAUGUUUUCGAUUGGACUAUGUUGAAGCAGCGUGGUGCUGCUGGUUCCGCCGCGAACGCUUGUGCAUCGAAUGAAGACGGGACUGGGGCUCAGGGUCGCCAACAAGCUCUACCGGAAUCAUCAACAGCAGUUGUGGCUGGGGAAGGAGAUCAGAAGGAUGAAUCAGGUGGCCAGCCAAAUCGUCGACGUUUUGCAUAA